Messenger RNA from Linum trigynum, 1596 nucleotides. The record is from the annotation of a GenBank genome assembly. NCBI's taxonomy places the organism in Eukaryota, Viridiplantae, Streptophyta, Magnoliopsida, Malpighiales, Linaceae.
AUGGAGGAGACCGAGAAUCAUAAUAAUUUGGAGGCGGUACCGGAGGAGAUGGAGGUGGACGACGUGGUUGGUUCGAGCCAGACAUUGGAGAGGGUAGCUGCUGCCAAGCUCUUUAUUGAGAACCAUUACAAGUCCCAUAUGAAGCACAUCCAGCAGCGCAAAGAGAGGCGAUCUGAGCUUGAAAAGGUGUUGGCCACAUCCCAUGUGCCUGAGGAGGAGCAAAUCAAUCUACUGAAGAAUUUGGAGCGCCAAGAAACCGAGUAUAUCCGGCUCAAGAGACACAAAAUUUGUGUAGAUGAUUUUGACCUUUUGACUAUAAUCGGCAGAGGAGCUUUUGGAGAGGUUAGGUUAUGCAGGGAGAAAAAGUCAGGAUGCAUCUAUGCCAUGAAAAAAUUGAGGAAGUCAGAAAUGCUCAGCAGAGGACAGGUUGAACACGUCAAAGCAGAAAGGAAUUUGCUUGCAGAAGUUGCGAGUGACUGCAUUGUGAAACUCUACUACUCGUUCCAAGAUGCUGAUUACUUAUACUUAAUUAUGGAGUAUCUUCCUGGUGGUGAUAUGAUGACAUUAUUAAUGAGGGAGGAGACUUUGACUGAAACUGUUGCCCGGUUUUACAUUGCUCAAAGUGUUUUGGCCUUAGAGUCCAUUCAUAAACAUAACUAUAUACACAGAGAUAUUAAACCUGACAACUUAUUGUUGGACAAAAAUGGGCACAUGAAACUCUCCGAUUUUGGUCUCUGUAAGCCUCUAGAUUGCUCAAACUUAUCCACUAUCAAUGAACAUGAAGCCCUUGAUGAUGAGAAUUUGAAGGAAUCAAUGGAUGUGGAUGGACGAUUCCCAAAUGCUGGUGGAAGGCCGUGGAGGAGCCCUAAAGAGCAACUAGAGCACUGGCAGAUAAAUAGGAGAACACUGGCAUAUUCUACAGUUGGCACACCAGAUUAUAUUGCUCCAGAAGUGCUCCUUAAGAAAGGAUAUGGCAUGGAGUGUGAUUGGUGGUCACUAGGAGCCAUAAUGUAUGAGAUGUUGGUUGGUUAUCCUCCAUUCUAUUCCGAUGAUCCAGUAACCACUUGCAGAAAGAUUGUGCAUUGGAGAAAUCACUUAAGAUUUCCAGAGGAUGCAAGGUUGACACCUGAAGCAAAAGAUCUGAUCUGCAGGUUGCUUUGUGAUGUUGAGCACAGGCUUGGUACUCUUGGCGCCUCUCAAGUCAAAGCUCAUCCUUGGUUCAGAGAUGUUGCUUGGGAAAGAGUAUACGAAAUGGAAGCAGCAUUUAAACCAGAGGUCCAUGGUGAACUUGACACUCAGAACUUCAUGAAAUUUGAUGAGGUGGAACCUCCGCCACUAAGAACUGGAUCUGGACCCAUGAGGAAGAUGCUAUUGACCGCUGAGGAUAUGAGUUUUGUGGGAUAUACGUACAAGAACUUCGAUGCUGUCAAAGGUCGUCAUUUAUUUGAUGUGAAGAAGGGCUGUUUACCUCGCCAGACAUCUGCCGACUCUUGUUACAGUGAUCCAGGUGUGGAGUACAGUUCCAAUUCCAAAGACUCCACUGAUAAAAAGGAUGGCAGGAAGUUUGCUUCCUCGGGAGAUCUGCUGUCACAAUGA